Suillus discolor is the source of this 1064-nucleotide messenger RNA. RefSeq lists its product as uncharacterized. Bases 50 to 1003 code for a protein of 317 amino acids. The transcript is spliced from 13 exons. NCBI's taxonomy places the organism in Eukaryota, Fungi, Basidiomycota, Agaricomycetes, Boletales, Suillaceae. The record is from RefSeq and is a predicted model, not a curated record.
AUAUCAUCUAGCAUGAACGCUAGAUCGUCAUACACACCCAUCCUCCAAUAUGACCCUAGUAUCAAAUGAUCCCAGUUGGUGGCCGUUCAUCAAUUCAAAUAUUUUUAACAACUAUUGGAUUGUUGCCGCAGCCUUCGUGGUGGUAUACGAUUGGGUACUGACACUCGGAGAAGAGAUUGAACUGAUCUGGACCCAACGCUGGUCUCUCAUGACUGUGCUGUACCUAGUCAUACGCUAUGUCGGAAUAUCAUAUUCUGCUGCUAACAUUCUGGGAACCACUACGUUGGUCUCAUUGACAGAUGCAGUGAGCAAUAUCGUAAACUAUGCAGUAAAUGGGACAAAUGUGGUCGUAGCUGCCAUGUUGGGCGUCAUCAUGAUGGCUCGGUUGCAUGCCAUGUAUCAGAGAUCUAGGAGGAUGCUUAUCUUCCUCGUUAUCAUCUUCCUAGCUGCAAACAUCGCCUGCGGAGUAAUCACGAUCAUAGGACUCAAGUAUGAUUUUGUAUUGGAGGAAGUGAUACUCUAUGGUAUUCAUAUGUGCGCUGACGGAUCUGAGAGGGAUUCCCAGCUUCUGAUAUCAAUGGUCUGGAUGCUUAACACUGUUUGGGAGGUCCUCGCACUGUGUCUUUCAGUCUGGAUCGCUGCGAAGCACUUCCGUGACCUGCGACGACUCGGCCCAUGGACGGGAUCGACCAUCGGGGACUGUUUCAGAGUGCUUAUGGAAUCCCACGUGCUUUAUUUUGCAAGCUUUGCCGGUGUAUCUUGCCUCCAGCUUGUUACCCUCUCUCCAGAAGUCGAGAAUCAAUUCGAUUCUGUAGCAGUUGAGAUAUUCGAUGGAGUUUUUGAAAUUUUAUUCUCCGUGCAGAUGUUUGUGCUGGGACCACGCCUCAUCCUUAGCGUUCGACAAUAUCACGCUAAACUCGUGGCCGAAUCCGAUGCAGAAACUAGCAUGAAUUCGAUCUUCUUCCAGGAGCGUGUGCAUGUACCAACUAGUAGUACUGUGUAGGAAAUGGUUGCAGAGUAUUCCCCAUGGAGGAGAUAGAGGAUCCGUCAUAUUUAUUUUAGUU